Dreissena polymorpha is the source of this 8638-nucleotide messenger RNA. RefSeq lists its product as uncharacterized. The coding region runs from base 239 to 2953 and encodes 904 amino acids. NCBI's taxonomy places the organism in Eukaryota, Metazoa, Mollusca, Bivalvia, Myida, Dreissenidae. The transcript has 5 exons. The record is from RefSeq and is a predicted model, not a curated record.
UGUUACACUUACCAUGCUUGAACAUCAAAUUAAUUUCCUUUGUAUGAUCCGGACCUUUUUGGAACGUGAAUGAUAAUGUUUUGUUUUGUUUAUGAUCCACUUUAAAAAUACGUUGUCGCGAUUGUGCAUUGGAUAUGAUGUCCACCUAGCGAUCAGAAAGUUACAGGAUAUUCACGUUGAAGAAUCAGAGGAGUUGAUGUACAAAAAAUCAUAUGAAGGCUAAUAUAGACAGUGAACUAUGGAAGCAUUGCCAGUGUUUUCACUGGAAAACAGAACCAACUGGGUUAAAGCUUGGCUUGCUUUAGAUAUUGCACAAAACGGUCUAAGGAACUUUAUUGACAAAGAAAUUCAAAAUCUCCAGACUUGCAUUUUACAGAAAGUUCGAUCGAAAUUAAAACUUCAAACGAGCAUCGCAUGCCAAAGAUGUUAUACGGAGAAUUUACUGACAUGUCCCACACAUGGAUUUUGCACCAAAGUUGGCGGUGUGUGCAAAGUGCACACAUCCAAAAUGCGACGACCUUGUCCGUUAAAAAUGUGUGAUGAAAUUCGAGAUGAGAUUAUUAAAGAACAUAGGUACGGCCGGCCUUCUUGGAAGAACACGGCAGCACAAUGCUGGACUACAAACCAUUGGCAUAUAGCGAAAUGCUUUUUACCGCCAGACGGCUAUAAUGACGUACACUUAUGUAAGGAUACAGAUUUCAAUGGAGUCAUUAGUGUAAUGCAAAAUUGCAAGCACUUUGACACACAAAUGUCGCAGACAGGCGCCAGCGUUUUGACAAAGGCGCGUGACAUUGGAAGAUUUUUGCGUCACUUACCCAGUUGCGCAAUUACAGACAGUGAUCUGCAAGAUGUUUUCAAAACACUGACAACCUCAUUAAGCGAUCCGACUGCUUUAAUCAACGAUAGUUUUGCAACAGCUGCACUCAGAAAAUUAAAUGAGCUUGAAAAUGACAGUAUAUCUCCAGAGGAGUUGUAUCAGUUAAUAAACGACGCUCAAGAAACAGUGGACUUGACAAAAUCUAUCGCCGAAGAGUCAAAAAAAGAGAUGGAACAGUAUAAAGAAAGAUGUUUUAGAGAACUCGAUUUACGUAUGCAAAUGUGCAUGGAUAACAUUCUUGACGCCAGAUAUGAAAAGGAGGAAAUAAAAUAUGUUCGUGACGUUGAAGAGCUUCUUCAGCGACUGAAGAGCUACUACAAUGACAAUCUGUUCCACGUUCCCGUGUCGGUAUUAACUCCGGAUAAAGAUACCAAAAUAAGAAACGUGUAUACAACUCCAAAAAUACACGAAGCAUAUAAAGGAAAAAACGGACUUCGAAAGAAUUGUAUAUACAAAUACAGACACUUUUUAGACUGUUCUUCUCAUCGACGAAUUUUCUUACAGGGAGAGGCAGGCACCGGUAAAUCAACAUUUUGUGCUAAAUUAGUGCUUGACUGGAGUGAUCCCAUUGAAGGAUUAAAGCGGAUACCCUUUCGUGACAUUGACACGCUAGCUAAGUUUAAAUUUAUUUUCUACAUUAAAUUACGGGAAGCCAACACUAAGUGCGAAUUAGAGGAUAUAAUUAAAGACCAAAUAUUAGAUAAUCUAUAUAAAGACUCCUUUCAUGCGUUUAUAUUGCUUCAACAAAUUCUUAAUCGAGAGAAAUGUAUUUUGCUUCAAGACGGUCUGGACGAGUGGACUAGUUCUAAUGAUAAAUUUGCACUUCCGCGUUUAGCCACCUAUGGAAGUCAGUGUGUUAUGAUGACUACAACACGACCAUGGAAAAUGGCUGAUGAACGGAUAAAAAACUCUCAGAUCGACUGCUUGCUUGAAUUAGAAGGUAUCGCGAAUCCGUAUCAGCUUAGUAAGAACAUAUUAGAGUGUCUCACUGGCAAGAAUAUGCAUGCACAAUACAAGGAAUUCAAAGAUUACAUUCAUACAUGCAAUCUGGAACAGUUACUCUCGUCACCGAUGUUUAUCACAUCGCUUGUUUGUUCGUGGGUGGACGGAGUACAUGUUACCGGUUCUUUGUGUGAAAUAUACAGUAUACUUCUUGAUUGUCUUGUUAAAAAAGUGAACAACACUCCUAAGUAUUUUGAAAGACCUCAGUUUCAGUGCUUCAAAAACACGGCAUAUUUAGCGUCAAACAUUGAUGACAUUGACAAUCUUUCUAAAACGGCAUUUCAUUUGCUUUUUUGCUCAGAGAACGAAAGUUCAAAUGUGUUCAGCGACAAAGAAUUAACAAAAUAUAUUACAGACGAAACGAAAAUGUUUUCCCUGAAAGCUGGCAUUUUAUCGGAAAGGAAAGGUUCAUCACUGACGAACAGGUUAAGUCAUUGCUCGUUCAUCCACCGAAGUAUUCAAGAAUUUUUAGCUGCUUGUUAUAUAGCCAGCAACGCUGAUCUAAAUUAUGACAUUGUUGCGAAGUAUAUGGAGAAGAAUGCACAUGCAUAUCUAGAAAUGUCGAAUGUUUUUAUUUGUCUGUGUGGACUAAACAUAGAAGCAGCUUACAAAAUGUCAUGUUUAAUGGAUGAAUUCACUCGCACGCCUUACCCUAUAACUUUACAGAGGAUCAUAAUUUCUGGCUAUAAAGAAGCUAUAGACAACAUGUCCAAAGGCAGCAAAAUGCGUCUUAAAUUAGGCCACUUUUAUUUUGAUGAUGUUUCAAAGACCGACGACGAAGUUUUAGAAUUCAUCUUUGGGAUGAAUGCCUCAAACGUCCGAUCGGUGAGCAUAUUUUGUACUACAACAUAUAAUAUGUUGAACCACGUGGACUCCAUACUAUCUUCAUCGACCUGUUGCCUGAUUCGUUUGGAAAUGUGUAUAACAGGCACUGCGAUUGCAAACCAUGGCGUAGAUUUGUCAUCAUGCCACAGUCUUGAAGCGGUUGAUAUCAGCGGAAAUGUUAAUCUCUUUCCAAAAUCUUUUUUUACAGUUAAAGAACUUAAAAUAUUUGAAAUUAUGGUGCAAUUCUGAAGAACUGGACUUGUCGUCAUGCUGCAGUCUGGAAACGAUUAUAAUCGGAGGUGAUAUAACGUUGCUGCCCACCACGUUCCAUGAGCUAAAAAGUCUGAAGAGAAUACAAUUCAAUGGCAAGUGUGCGUAUCUGGCAAUGACUCUAUGUCGCAGUUUAGAGACAGUCGUUUUAAAGGGUACAGUAAAAUUGCUACUUGAUGCCUCAAGUUCAUUUGAAAAUCUUAUCAGUGUAUCAUUGGAUUGCAUCUGUGACAGAUUGGACUUGUCAUCGUGUAUCAAUCUUGAAACAGUCUUUAUAAGAGGUAAUGUUGCAUUAGCACCAAAUGCGCUUCAAGGGGCUAAGAACCUCAAAUUCUUUUCUGUAGAAUGUUCGAGUGAAUUACUUGACUUGUCUCAAUGUCACAAAUUAGAAACAAUAUAUAUCAAAGGAAACGUGACGUUCACACCAAAUUCAAUAAAUGAGAUGUGGAUGCUUAAAAAGCUUUCGUUGCUCUGCAAAUGUGAGGGACUGAAAAUAUCAUCAUGUCCCAAUCUGCGAAAUGUUACAUUUGGCAGAUCUGUUGCUUUAUGUCCCGAUGCAGUUUGUGAACUAACAAAGUUGAAGCAUUUUUCAGUGUUUAGCGAUUGUACAGGAUUGGAUUUAACAGCGUGUCAGAAUGUCGAAAAAGUGUAUAUCGGUGGUGAAGUUAAGUGUUCUUUUAAUAAUGAGUUGGACCUUUCAAAAUGUAUUAAUCUUCGACAUUUAUGUUUGAAGGGACAAAAAUCGAUUUCUUCAAUAGUGUUCGUUGAGUUAAAACAUUUGACCAGUCUUUCAUUAACAUGUACCGGUGAUGACUUGGAUUUGUCAUGGUGUGCAAACAUCGAAACAUUACACAUCGAAGGACAGGUGACGAUGUUACCAAAUACACUUUUGAAUAUGAAAAGGCUUAAAAGACUAACGUUAAUGUGCAUUUGUGAUGGAUUGGAUUUGGAAGGGUGUCAUAGCCUGGAAAAAGUUCAUCUUAGGGGUCAAAUAACAUUGUUACCAAAUAACCUUAGAACUCUUAAGAGGAUUAAAGUCCUUACAUUGAUGUGCACAUGUGAUAGUCUGGAUUUGUUGUCAUGUUACAAUAUAACAACGCUACAUAUCAACGGUAAAAUACUCGUGUUACCAAAAGCAUUGACACAUUUACAGAUUCUAUCGACGCUAACAUUGCGAUGCAAGUCCGAUAAUUUGGAACUGCCUUCAGGCUCGAAUUUAAGAACAAUGACUAUAAGUGGUCAAGUGACAUUGGUAAAUAAUACACAACUCAAUAUGAAAUAUCUAAAGCAUCUAACAUUACGCUGCAAAUGCGAUGGUUUGGAUUUGUCAUUAUGUCGUUCAUUGAAAACGCUAUAUCUAAGUAGACACGUGACUAUGAAAAUUAAUGGCUUACAUGAUCUUCAAAACCUUAGGUGUGUUACGCUACGUACCAAAUAUGCGUUUUUGGACAUUUUGAAUUGCCUCAAUCUCGAGAAGGUUUUGAUAAGAGGAACUGUAAAUUUGAUGCAUAACACUUUUAGCGGUUUGAACAAUUUGAAACGCCUUACAUUGUGGUGCAGAAGUGAUAGACUGGAUUUGUCAUCUUGUCACAAACUCGAAAAGAUUGACCUCCGGAAAAAAGUAUCACUAUUACCAAAUGCAUUAAAUGGUCUACAAAAAUUGACCCGUGUUAAGCUUUUGUGUCGCUGCGAUGUCUUAAACUUGGCAGGGCUUGAUAGUCUGCAAGAACUGGUCAUGAACGGACAGGUUAGAUUGUUACCAAACACACUGCACAAGCUUAAGAAGUUAAAAAGUCUUACUUUAUAUGGAACAUCGAAAGCAACUGACAUUCAGAAAUGGUUUGCAUUUACCAACAAAGAUCACUCGGAGAUAAACCAUAGUCCACUACCCUUAACCAUAACAAACAUCACAUUUAUUGACGUGUGGUUUUCGACGCUUUCGUUACGGCGCCUGUUAAGAACAAUAUCUAAGUUAAAUCAUCAAGCGACUUGCUAUCUUAAUCAAUGCUGCAUAACAACAAGUGAACAAAUCUCAGAAGGGCUCAUUUCUAGCCCAGAUUCUCUGAUGAUUCCAUGUGACAUGUCUAACGUUUCCCUAACCAUUGAAGGGGAAAACCCAGAUCUGUAUGAUGCACUGAUUGGCUCGGAUUUGGUGUGUAUUAAUAUUAUACAAAUUAAUCACCCUAGUAGUCUAUCAGAAGCCCUGCUAACACUUACGCGAUUAAAAACAUUGCGACUCAUUUCACGUGAAUAUAUCGACAUUCCGAUCAGACUUAUACGCUCAGAAAUGAAACUGGUUUUUAUAUACAAAACUCUUUCUGUAGAUUCACUGCGUCACCUUUUGAGGCGAACUUCUGUUCUGAAUUAUUCAGUGGAGAGUCAGAUUCUCUUUGGUUACACAGAACAGCUUGAUGGAUUUAUGGCCAUCAAACAGGAACUCCUUGCAACAAAGCAGAUUGAUGUUAAAGAAUUUGCAACAAUGGGCAGGAGCAGUUAUUGUUUAAAUUCCAUGCACGAAACUGUGGAAAUGGACUUUUUUCGUAAUCUACAUUAUGUAUCAGAUCAUAUGAUUAACGUUCAACUACGGUACAACUGCAGCCAAAAAUUGCAACCACGCUGCUCUGUUAAUUAGACCUCAUUAGUGUAUACGACAUUCCAAGCAUGAUUUUACAUUUACAUUUUUUAUUACGGCAUUGCACAUCACAGUAUGUUUAUUCUUUUUUGAUGUUCUGUUGUUAAUUAGCCAUACUUGAACAUUAGUUUUUCUGAAUGUAAUAGUUCAGAUUGAUUCAAUUAUAUCGAUGCGUGUCGCUUACGAUAUGCGUAUAUUAAUUUGUGAAACCGCGUGUGUUUUUUGUACGUAUUUAUGUUUUACCAGUGUCGGUAACAGUCAUCUGUGUACAAAUGUCCCUUAGAAUGAAACACUGCAGAAUUAUGUGUUUGAAUUAGUGGUAUAGAUGUGUAUUGCAGAAGUUGUUUUUAUUUCUUUUGAUUUACCCACUCUGUACGAUUGCAUUUAAUUAGUUCAUGAUUUAGAUUACAUUACGUCACACUGUUAUUUGUUUUUUCGUACUAUAAAUUCUUAUCUUCUUGUGGUUCUCUACAGUAUGUUUCAUUUGUCAAAAAAUGACCACGCACCGGUAAUCACAUUCUUUAUGUAGACUAAAUAAUUUAUACUUUUAAAAUUAUUCUCUGAAACUGCAAUACCCAGAUGUUUUAUGCAAAUAUGAACCAUUGUCAAAAAUGUUAAAAUCAUGCCCCUGUGGUACAACAUACAAUCGACGUCCCUCACUCAAAAGUUUUCUAAAUGGUAUUUGACAAGUGAACAUUAAAAAACAAUAUUCAACCACAAGGCAAUAUGUUUUUGUAAAUUAUAUUGAUAAUGAUAAAAUUGAAUAAGCUAUAAAUUAUUUAGUUACGCGUACAUUGAUAUGUUUUAUUUACCCCUAACGGACGCUUUACUAUUGAUGUUUACCAACUUUUCCUGAGGAUGACGAAAGCAAUUUCUUCAUAACAUUGUUUUCCUAAAUCGUGUAAUAUGCAAGUACUUACGUCAUAUUUCUAGAUUUUUUUUCAAUUCUUCAUUUAUCAUAGUUUCCUUAAUUUUCGUGCUGACGUAGUAAAACCUAUAUCAGAUGUUUUUUUAUUAUCUAAAUGUCUCGAAGUAUAAUGCAUUAUGUUUAGAUAAUUAUUAUUAUGAGGUUUUAUUGCCUUCGUUUUCAAUCCAGAUAACACUGUGAUAUAGAUUUUGAUACUUAUAUAUGUCAUACAAUACUAUAGCUUAAUGACCACACUUUAAUGAGACUUUCCUUUAAACUCUUGUGUGUUAUCUGUCACCUUUAAUAUUGAUCGACAUUGUUAUUACUUACACUGCUCUUUAACUGUUUGUUGAAUGUUUAAGAUAUGAUAUGAUAAAAUACUACUCACUUUUUGAUUGUAAUUACUCUGUAUCUACAUAGCUUAAUCUUCGUUUGUACAUGGCAUUAUUUAUUCUAUUUUAACUGUUUGUGUGUGUACUUACUGCUGAAAUGCUUGAAUAAGUCUUAGCAAGUAAUCAUUUACAAUAUACAGUAUUAUUUAUAAAAAGUGUAUUUUGUUUACUGAUAUAUUUGUUAAAUAUUUCAUCAGUUAUGGCACAUGUAUAUUUUUAUAAGUACAAAAGGACUAUUUAAAAUUUUACAUUGUAUGAUUGUCGGGGUUUAAAUAGCAGUGAAGUGUGGAGAUUCAUUUGACUCUUUUUUCAAUCCAAAAAGCACAUAUUAACUGUCUGCAGGACUUCCAUUUUACACCGGAUACGGAAACAAUUAGUUAUUCAGAAUGGGAUAUCGACUGUUUUUAUUUUCCGUCGUCGAAGGAUGGAUAUACUUUUGACGUUGUCAGUCCGACCGUUCGUCUGUCCGUCCGUUUGUCACACAAUUUCCAGGGCUAUAUCUUAGAAAUUUUACAAGAUUUCAACAUGAAACUAAAUGGGUGUAUAGACAUCAAUGAGGGAAAGUGCCAUGCAAAUAGCCACAAACCUACACUUUCGUAAAUAAAGGUUAUUGCCCUAAAUUGUUUUUCUAUGAUGACUGUCAGUCACAAUUUUUUCAGGGCUAUAUCUCAGAAACUAUGUAAGAUUUCAACAUAAAACUUCAUUGAUGUGUAGAUAUCAAUGAGGAGAAGUGCCAUGCACAAGAACCAUAACACAACACUUUCUAAAAUAAUAGUUUUGCCCUAUGUAAUUUUUGUAUGAUGUCUGUCGCAUUAUUUUUAGAGCUAUAUCUCAGAAACUAUUUAGGAUUUCAGCAUGAAACUUCAUGGAUGUCCCACUCUCUGAUUAUUAAGAAGGAUUUCUAAACAUUAACGAAGUUGUGUCUGCACUCUUAAAAUGACAACAGCCAAGGCUUGGAGAUGGCUUCACUUCUGAAUUCUAGAAAACAUAUUUUGGAACUGAAAAGGCUAAUUCAUUGUUCGACCUAUUAGGUAUGCCUUAAAUGCAAACUCGAUGUCCAUAAUAACAAAUAAUUGCCCGAUUGAUUGCAUCACAAAGGACAACAUGCCUCGCUGCUAUUUAAACAAAAUAAAACCAAUUACUUUCUUAAAUGUGGGUUAUAAAUAAACAAUUUAGGCGAUUGCCAACAUAUUUAAAACUGUACUUUAGAUGUUUAUUCCAAAGAUCAAACGUGUCUCAAUAAAGGGCGAUUUAUUGGUGAAAAGACCCGAUUACUGUGUGAUGUGAUAAAAUAUACUGAAAAUAAUAUUCCUGACUAGUUAAUGACAAUGAACUUUAUAAAAGCGUUUGAUACCAUGACUUUCGAGUUUAUAGAAUCAACAUCCCAAUUUUCUUACUUAACCGAUGUUUUGCAAAUGGGUGUCUUUGUUUUUGAGUAGCAUGAUGGCAUUAACACAAAUUAACAAUGUAAAUAUGUAAUGCCUAUAAACUUAAUAAUACAGAUAAUAAUGGACAGAGAAAACAGCCGAAUACCGUCUAUUUGUGGACUUGUAUAUAGUCUCAAUUACUCAUUACAUAGUGCAAAAAGUUAUAUUAUAUAAAGCAAUAACGAAUCAACCCAACAUGACUCCAUACAUGAAUAUAUUGAUGUAUUUGCUACAAAUUAAAUAUGCGUGGUUUUACACAUAUGUAUAUAUUGAUGGUUUUGUCAAAAAGUACAUAUAUUUAACAAA